GGAACAAACGCAAAAGUAGUAUUGUUGCAGUAACUGCUUGAGUAGCAGAGUCCUGAAUUACGACCAGCACUUGAACGUGUCACUCGCCGGUGCAGCCGGAUAGUUUGGGUUACCUCAGAGAAAACAGCGCCAACGGUGAGAUAGCAGCAAUUUGAUACACAGGUCGAUCCUGCAGUGCCAGGCGGAUUACGAUGAUUAAGAAGCGAUGAAAACAAGAUUUACACCGAACCAAGACCGAGGAAAGUUUCGAGUCACUGUUGGGAGAACAAUGCUUUGUUAACACCUGGAGUGAAUCUACCUCUCAACUUAGACAAUAGUGGAACUCGCUGACAUUGCGCACCUAGGACGGCCCUGAAUGUCUAAACUACCAGGAAAUGCAGGUGUGUCGGUGCUCGGGGACAAGUCGCUGGAGUUUUACCGGGACCCGGUGAGCUUCUGCCGGCAGAGAGUCGAGAAACACCACAGCAGAGUGUUUCAGUGUCGUAUCCUCAACAGACCGACCGCCUUCAUCUGCUCCGUGCAGGGGAUGAGAGAGCUGCUGUGCGGUAUGUAGAUUUUACACCUUAUGUGCACGCGUGCGCCGGUGUGCGUUUAUACACACCGGCGCAGGUGAGCAGAACUCUACUACACAGGUAAGGUACAUGGGCUGACUUGAAACCAAAAGACUCAGUAAGACAUCAAGAUUAUUGAGGGAAAUGUAACGCAGUUGGUCACAUAUUGGUAAAUGUAAUUUUCGAUAGUUUCAUGGGGUAUUAAACUUUACAGGGUAGCUUUACAGUAAAAUCAAAGUAGGCUAUCUUUAGCACAUGAUGACCUUUUCUCCUCUGCCUCCAGACAAUGAGUCAGAAAUGACCAAGAGGAAAAUUCCCAUGUAUGGAGUAAAAAUCACCAAGGGAUUAGUCUGAUCUGUCAUGGGAGAGACUCGUGAUGUUGCUGCAAGGGAAGAGAUGUUCAGUACUAGUUUGAUACCCUUUAAAACUGAUGGUUUCACCAAUUCACACUUAUGAUAUAGGCUACCACAACUAAAAGAUCAUCUAGUUUUCUAACAACCCUGGUUUCAACCUAAAGGAAGCUGAGAAAAGAUAAAGAGGAAAUAGGUUUAUAAAUUACUAGAUAGAUAAACUAAGGAAUAAGUUUCUAUAAAAUCACCAUAAACAAGCCUGGAAGAUAAUCAGCUUCGAGUCCUCUGAGCACUAAUCAGAUUUUAUUAGAUAUCUUUUACAGAUGCCUAAAAGCUGAGAUUUAGUUUCAUGACCACAGGGUAGAAUGUGUAAUAAAGAUGUUUAAUACUAACAUUUAAUUCAGCAAAAUGAGACAAACUCAGCAGUUCAUUGUAUUUUCUUUUAUUUCACAGAAAUUGUAGAUAAUGAAGCGUCUGUGGAGUUUAAUAUCUGCAUACAUGAAAAUCCUCUCUGUCAAUUUGGAAAGAGGACUUACUGUAUUAUUCUACCUGAGUUUUGUUAUCUGUAUUACUGCUACUUUUAAUACUGUUCUUAGGCUCUUUGUCUCCUUCUCGAGUGUGCUUUUUGCACAUGGUGUGUUAAGUGUGUAAAUAUAGUUUUUGUAAACAUGUUUUUGAUUGAGUUUGCUUUGCUGUUGUUUUUUUUUAGAUAAAUCCAACUUGUUCAUCAAGGAUCCGACCGACUUGAUGACCAACAUGUACGGUGACACUGUUGUCACCACUAAUGGUAAAUGCACCAAAGUUCACAAAUGUUUGACGGGAAUGCCCCCAAACUAAAACAAAUAUUAAAGCUUUUGAGAAGGGAAAUACAGGUUUCUUGUGACUACACUAAGCUGUACAUGUUUUUUUGCAUUUUUGAUUGUCUCAACUUGGGGUUUUAAUGAGAUUGUUUGACAAUUAUGAUUAUUCGUCAGUACCCAACGUCUAUUGUAUUGAUAAGCCCAUAUAGAUACCUACAACAUUCACAUGAGCUGUGUAAAUAAUAAGUGAUAAUCAAACAGUUGCAAAAUUUGUUUAGACCAAUAAGCCAGUCAAAAAAUGUUGAACUCUAAACGUAAAUGUGACAGUUCAUCCUUUUUAUUAUUUUACGAUGGCUGCAAGUUUUUAAAGUUUACAAAAAAAGUAUGGGCUUCUGAAUAAUUUACAACCCGACCAGUAAACGAUUGAUCACAUGAUCAUGAUCGGUUGGGAUUUAACCUGAUCUUAACACUGCGGUAACUUGAGGUGUGAAGUGCCGUCCCUGGCCCUUUGAAUUACCUCAGUAGACCUAUCACGCUUCAAGCCACUGAAUAGCCUGAGAGGUGUGAUGAGAUAUCAUUAACAAAGGGAUAUAAUGGUGCUCUUAUUCUGACUGUUUCUCUUGGAGGUGUUCCAGUAUGUUGCACUCUAGUUUUGUUUGUUUUGGUUUGUUGAAAUUAAAAAGGGAGGUAUAGACGUUUCGACUGUGCCUCCUCUCUGCCCCAACAACAUCACAAGUAACUUAAAGUCAUCUUCACUGUGUCUUCACUUUACUGACAGCUGUGGUUUUGUAAAAUGAUCCCAGAGAACGAUAAGAAUAAAUACUGUUACAGUUCGUAACAGAAAGAGCAGCACUUUUAAAAGGGUUUACUGAUCUUAAUCCUGAGACAGGCAAACAGGCUGUUUGUUCUAUUUUCUUUUGCUGAAAGUUUAAAACACAGUGUUGUUAAAUGUAGAGUAAAUAGGAAAAAUAAAACUGUAUUUGUAGAAUCAAAAUAACAGCAAAAGUCGGAUAAAAAUAUAUUUCAUACAUCAGAUGAUCUGCAUUUCAGAAGAAAUCUUUGGAUUUAUCCUCACCCCCCCAAAAAACAAACAAACAAAAAAAACACUCUAGUUUUGUUUUGUUUUUGUUAUUUUAAAUAGAUGCCAGUUUUUCUCACUGUAUGCAGACGGAUGACAGUCUGAGUUACUUGUGUUGAUAUAUUUUCAGGAGAGGAGGCUUGUCUGCUGCGCCUGUCUCUCACCAGCCUGUUUUCAGGAAGCUGCUUGGAGUCAUCGAGUGAUUAUAUCACCAGGUAAGGAAAAAGUAACUCAGAAUAUGAUCUGGAGAGUCAUGUGAACUCUGCCUCAUUUUUACUGAACCUGCAUCAUAAAAUCUGCUUUUUUAUCCAUGAUUGUUUCUUUUUCUUUUCCUUUUCCUUAUUUGUCAUUCUUUUCUCUCUUCUAAGAAUCUUUGCAUAUGCUUCAUCAGCAAAACUUUGUAAACUCAUUGAGAUGAAACAUCCCUCCAUAAAAAGAUUUACAGAGUGAUACUGUCUGCCAAAUCAUUGCUGAUUCAUUUUGAAAAAGCUAAAACUUGUCAUUAUUAUGGAUAACAGAUAAUGAAGUAAUUAAUCAAUCAGUCGAACUUAAUUCAUAUUUACAUCAAGUGCUUCGUGAAAAGAGCAGGUCCAGACCAUAGUCUUUGGUGUAAUAUUUUCAUAGUUCCAACAUCAGAAUGAGAAAAAGACUGAGACCUUGUCUGUAUUAAGAAGUCUGUAAUAGGUCCUGUUCUUAUCCCAUCUUGAUCCACCAUAAGCAGAGCACUGAGGCAAUUUUUAAGCUACAGUGGAGAGAAAGGACUUCCUUUAACAGGCAGAAACCUUGAGCAGAACCAGACUGAUGUUAGACUGUCAUCCGCUGAGACUGAGGUGGGUUUAGAGAAGAGAGAGGGGGAGAUGUAGAGAGACAAACAACAACAACUGCUCAUACAACUCAUGUUUACAGAGCCAAUGAUAAUGGAAGAAGUAUGUGUACAGCGUGUUAAGUAAAGUGGACUGAUCUUUAUUUGAUUUAUAGUGAAUACAGUCACCUGGCCUACUUACAGCAUUUUUAAUAAUCAUGUUGUAGUUGAUAUAAGAGUUAUACCAUUGAAAGCAGGUGAUGAUCCAAAACUAUAUAGUAUUACAAUGAUGGUGAGGCUGAUGAUGAUAGUUGAAGCAGCUGGAGUCUGGCAGGUCUUACAGCAUACAUCUGUAGUAAUGAACAAGAAGAAGCUACGAGACAACAGAGCUCAGGGACUUCAAGGCAGAUCUGUUGUUGGUGGUUUUAAUGGGACACACAGACAAAUGCGUGUCCCAGGAGAGAGAGAGGGGAAAGAAAGGGACUCAGUGUAUCAGUUUCCCUAGCAAUGUGAGCCAGUAGCAGCUUAACUUAGAGCUGGUCCAAGCCUGAACGAUCCAUGAAGGAAUAACAAGUAAAUGUAGAGCAUGUUAGUGGUACAAGGGAUAAAAAGUACCACAUAUACUUUGGACUCCUCUCAUCACGCUGUAGACUGAUAUUUUGUGUCUUUUUCUCUGCAGAGUAUGUGAGCGCUGUCUGAAGGACCUCUCCAUGAGGUAACAGUUUACAUAAACCCUUCAGCAAACACAGAGUGGGCUGUCAAACUACUACAUUAAAAUAAACAAUUAUAACUGUUACACAAUAUCCAAACCGGUUUUAGUGGGGCCAAAAACGAUUUCCCUAUUUCUAUGCCCUCUCUUAUAUUGCGUUUGUGUGCAUGUGUGUUUGUGUAGUAGCCAGCCAGAGUGUGCAUACUCUGCUUUUAAGCGUCUGGGGACUGAGCUGGUGUUGGGUCUUUUUCUGAAUGUCCGAGCAGAAGAGCAGCCAGAACUUUACCAGGAAAUUGCACAACUCUGCACCCAGCACUGGCACGGUAGGAACACAAAUAUAAAAAACAAACAAAAAACUAACUGCAGUAUCUGCUUAGUUCUUUUAUUUUAUAGCGGUAAACUCUCUAUCAUUGACUAUAAAAUAUAUUCAUAAGGUGUCAUGAAUCUGUCUUUCUUUUGCAAACAGUUUCAUAGGUGUCCCAACAGCUUUGCAAAAUCUCCUGCUUCCCCUUUUGUUUGAGUCCAAAAGCUGCUGUCUUUUUGUGUGUUGCUCAGUCUUUGCAUGUUUGCUGAGCACCUCCCCUCCUUUCCUGCAGGUCUGAUUUCCGCUCCGGUGAAUGUGAAGGUUCCUAUGUGGUCGUCUGGGUUCUCUACCGCUCUGGACGCUAGAGACAAACUGAUGGAGAUCAUUAAAGACAAACUGGAGAAUGAAAAACAUGGGUGAGACUCCACUUUUUUCCCUUGUGUUUUAUCUCAUACACACAGAAACUCACCUCUAGUAUUGAUUUAAAAUAAUUAUGCUAUUAAUUGUCACGAUUUGCUGUAGCCGGUUCUCUUAUUUUUACCCCCGUCUCUGUUUCUCUGUAGUUUUGUUGGAACUCUUGCCUCCUUGCCGCUGCCUAAAUCCAGCUCUGCCUCACAGCAUCUCCUGCUGUUCAUCUCAGCUCUCAUACCCAAAGCUCUGGCAUCACUGUUAACCUCCUUCACACUGGCUCUCUGUGGAAACAAACAGGUACAUAAUCACAUAUUUCCAGCAUAAAGAGAAUAUCUGCAGAUUUUUGAACCUGGUCACCAGUGUUAUUUUCCUUUUUUUCCACGAGGAAGACGUGAUGUUGACGAGCUAAACAUAAGUCUUAGAUGACUAAAAUGUGACGAGACGAAUGUGCGUUUACGUUGACGAAAAACAAAUAUAAGUUAAAAAAUAUUCUCUCCGUGUUUUAUCGUUCUGAGCAAUAGUCAGGCCUUUGUGUUUAUUUGCCAAAUUCUUUCUGCUCAAAAUCCAAUAUUCAAAAUAUGAUCCCCAGAUGUGUCAGCGGGCCGUGGAAGACCCAGAUUACCUGCACAACGUUCUUCUGGAGGUGCAGAGACUUUGGCCUCCUUUUAUUGGUGGACGUAGAAUAGCUGAUCAGGUAAGAUGAUGGCGUUUCAGUGACCUUCAUGUAGUCCUGUUCAAAAAUAAGAGGUCAGGGGUCAAACUCAAGGCCUUUUCAGAAAAAAAUCUUGUUAUUCACUUUGAAUAUUAAUAGUAGGAUGGAAGGGAUAUACAUUUGGUAUCCCAGUCAAAUAUUUCUUUUUUCAUUUUGGUUCAUAUCUUUAUUAAUUUGUCUCUGACAGUAGUGUUUUUGCUGAUUCUGAGUCUUUUUCCCACAGCAUGAAUGAACACUGUUAAUACUUAGAACUUACUGUGCAAGUCUUAAUUAUUAGUUGAACAAACUGUGACCUUAUAGAUCCUGCAGUGGGAACUUCCCCACAGUUCCUUUUUUUAGUCGGGGUGUGUGAUGGUCAUUCUGGUGCUUUAUGAAUCUAUUAAAGCUGAACAAUUUGUUGUAAAUAGAACUCUAUAACAGUGUGCACAUGUGCAAAGUUCAUGUCAUAAAAAAGGGUUGAUUGAUACAUGUUGCUCUUAAAAAAUAUCGUAUCAUCAAUUUUUUUCCCAUAUCAGCUGGAGUGUUAGUCAUCCUGUACUCUGGCAGAAACAUGAUUUUAUUUGCUGUGUUGGUCCUUUGCCCACUAGAUGGCGACAUAUGACUUCAGCUGAAGUGUACAGCCCCUUCUCUGCCACUCGCACUUGUGUUGGUUUGACGUUACCAAUAGUCAUUGGCUGGACAGAAGCAAUAUUUUACACUAUCUUUAUUCUAAUCCUACAUUAUAUGCCAUUUCAGUUCAGUCUUUUGAUGUCCACCUUUUGCAGAUCGUCACUUUAAGACUUGUAAGUGUACAGUUAGUGCUUAGCUACUCUUGUUGGGAGUGUUGAAUGACUGAAUAACCUCUUUACUUUAGUAACUUUGGGCAUGGUGAAUACAGUGGUACACUUAUUUAACAUAUAAGACAGAAAUCACCAUGAUACAAAAAGCAGUUAUGAUACUGAUCACUCCUAGCGCUGUGUUCCAGCUCCAACAGAGGUCUGUCUAUCAGUAUUCAUGAAGCACAUGUCUAUCAUCCUGACACGACUCAUAAAAUAAUGUUCUGACAUUUCUAGGACAGUGUUUUCGUGUUUCGUGUCUCGUGACGCGAUUGUUAAAAGUUCUUUGACCUGUAUUGUUGUGUAAAUCUGUAUCCAUUUCAGCAUCUUGUAUCAUGUAGGCUGACUGUAUCUGUUAUAGCAUCGAUUUUCAUUCAUUAAAAUGAUCGUUAUCUGGUUUGACAUCAGCACCGCUGGCCAAUAGAAUCCGUUCUUUUCUUGAGGCACUGUCUCUGAUUGGCCAGCAGCUCACAGUUGCUCCGCCUCCUCCCACCCUUGCUGUCACAGAUCAUUGAGGCCUCAUCUAACGGCCUUAUGCAACAGUCCAAUCAGAGGCAUUGAUCCAUCUCUGUGAUUGAUUGGCUCCGCUUCCCUCCCGGAAGGAUGUGAGUGAGGGGGCCGUAGCGUUUAGUCGGGGGGAGUGAUGUGUGCCGGUGACACUGAAGCUGAGUGGAAAGUCAUUUGUCACUUCUAGGAAGCGCAUCAGUACAUUCUGAUUCAUGUGGGCCUCCCUCAGUGGGACACAGUGGGCGUACAGUAUGGUACAGUAUGUGCAAAAGUUGAUUAUUGUAUGGAAAAGGGUAGUCAAAGAUGUGAUGCAUUUCUGAAUUAAAAGCAUAAAGCCCAAGAAGGAUUAUUGGAUAGUGAAAAGGAAAGAAAAAGGGAAAAAAUGUUUUAAUAGUUAUGCUGUCUCAAGCUAACUGGAUUAUUAAUAUUCAGUAAGAGCAGGUCAGCUGAUUGGUUCUUAUUGUGUUUGAGAAAAUACAACAGUACAGUAAUUCUAACAAGGGAGAAACAAAGUAGCUUCAUUAAGUAGUUGUAGAUGUAAGAAUAGUGUAUCUUCCAAGUAGACUAAUGCCGCAAAGGACUUUUGGAGGUUAUCUUUAAUUAUUGAAAAAGAGAUAAAAAUCCAGGGUUAAUACUGCAGAUAAAAUUUUAAAAAGUCCAAUAUUUCAUUCAUAUCGAAAUCAUAUGUUCAUGGUUAUCUGAGCCAGACACAUGCUUUGAAUAGAUUUUUAAUGAAUUUAGAAAAUAUAUCGAUGAUAUCAGCCUUGUUGAUGCAGAUACGAUGCUGAAAACUAAAAAACUGCCAUUAUUUCAGACAACCAACUGACUGGUCUGUCUGUAUCGUUCAGUAGCCAAAUUAUAGAGCUGUUUUGUGGACUACUUUCAGAUAAUAGGUGAUUAACUCAAUCACUCAAAUACUUUCUCCUAAAGUCUUAAACUGUAUUGACCCAAAUUCAAGACAGGUUUCUCUUCCAAGACAGACAUGUGAUCAAGAGGAGGUCUGAUGUACUUAACUUUUUGUUAGUUUCUUUUAUAAAGGUAAGAUUUGGUCCAAAGUGUGUCCAUGUGUCCCCAAACUGUCCUUAAUAAAAACAAGAAGGAAGUACUUGAUCAGUGGAGACAAGUUAAUGCAGUGUUUCUGUGUACAGGUAGGUGCAUACAAAAGAGAGAGAUUGUUAGUAUUCAUGAUCAGGUGGAAAAAAGGAGAUGCUCUAACCAGGUGGAACUAAGAUAUGCAACAGCUUUUGCAGCUUGAGUGUGUUUGUGUGUUUGUGUGAGAGAGCAAGAGGGAGAGAGUGAACUCAGCAAGGGCAUCUGUCAGUGAGAGAGAAAGAGGAGAUUUGUAAAAGAUUUUCCACUCCAGCAGAGAGAGCGAGGGAGAGAAUUGAGUAAGAGGGAAGAGGGAAGAGAAACAGUGAUCAUGUUCUGUGGCAGUCCAUUAGUGCAGUUACUAAUGGAUGUCGUGAAAAGACGAAUUAAAAGGGCAACAAUUGAGAGUGGGGUCUUUUUGCCCCAAGGUGGCUCCUCUUCAGAAUGGGAGAUUUGGUUCAGAAUGGGAUGCAGUUUUCAUUUGAGCUAAACAUCAGGGUUAGAGAAGUCACCCAUUCAUUUCAUCUCAGAGCGUUUUUAACAGCAUAUUCUCAGGAUUGCAUCAGUUUGUCUUUCCAAGCAAUGAAAACAUUUUUAAAAAUUCUUUAACGUACUAAAAAAUCUUAAACAGGAAUAUUGAAAAAUAUUCUUGAAUCAAGUCAUUAUGGGGAGGAGGAUUUGGCAUUUGCAUGAAGAGGAGCCCACGGAAAGGCACACUCACCCUACCAGGAGCAGUGAUUUUCUUUUACACAUCGUUUCUGCCAAUAUUUGGAUGUUCAUUAUAAAUGCAAGUUUGAACAAAUGUCCUCAUAUUCUAUGAAUUCAUGUCAAAGCCUCUUAAUCUCGUAGGACAUGCCAAAAUGUAUCAAAAAGCUGAUGAAGAAUAUUAAAGAUAAAGAAGUAUUGAAGGUGUUAAAGCACUUAGCAUCACUGGAGAGACUAGAAAUGUAGAUGUGAAUGACACUUGACUCAAUAAGCUCAUACUGUGGCGUCCUCUUCUCCUUGUUUUCACAAAGGACGCCACCCUUGCAGGAUUUCUUGUCCCCAAGAAUCAUGGUGUCAUCUAUAUCAGCCACUCCAUACACCGGGACCCUGAGGUCUUCCACGAGCCCGACAGCUUCCUACCAGAGAGAUGGAGCGGAGGGUGAGGAUCUUUAAGUUGUCUUUCUAAUCAGAAAAUAGAAUUACCAAAAGAGUUAAUAGUUAAGGAAAUGUUUAGUAGAGGUUGUUAUAGUUCACUCUGUGCUUUUUAGGUGUGACAUAAUAGUUGACCCCAGGUACAAACAAAUGCCAAGACUAAUAAAUGUUCACACUAGGAUGUAAACAGUAAAUAUGAGCUCUUGUCGUCCGGGUAACGGCACUUAUCUAAUGAACCCAGUUGCCUCUUGAGAUGAUGAUCCAAAUCAGUUUUUCACCUGUAAUAAUUUUUACAAUGUUCCACCAAAAGAAGUAUCAGUAGGAUGAUUCCCAUUAUAAUAAAAACACAUGUUUCCGUAGUGCAUUUAAAACAGAAUUUGAUUAUGUUUACAUCAAGUGUCUGUGUCUAUUUGUAGUCUUGUGUUAAGACAGUGUCUUAUGCUCUGGAAUUAAAAAUGUUGAUUAUUUUUUAAUUAUCUAAUCAGCUUUUUCUGGGAUCUAAAUUAUUACAUGCAUUCUAAAGCUGUACAUUUUUGUAAUUUACAUACUUGUUGCCACAGUGUUACCUUGGCAACCAAUGCAGAUAAAUUAACAGUGCCCGAGCUUACAGAUCUGACUCAGACUUGAUUACUGUCACAUCCACUAUAAAGAAAAUAAGAUUUUCUGAGUUAGAAAAUCAGCUGAAGACUGCUCACGGAUGACAUCUCUCUGAUUUCUACCUGCUCCACUGAUAAAAUCUGAUCUGUUUCCUCCACCUUAUUCACUCUCUCUGUUGACUGAUUCUCUAUUCAAGCAUUUCCUCCAUUCACCUGGUUUCCUCAUUCAUGCUUGUUCAUUCAGGCAACACAGCAGAGAGAGGGGGAAAAAAUCUAUGAAUGUAUGUAUGUAGGAAGCUGCUGCCAUGGAAACCAGUCACAUGACACCGUUUUUACCAAUAGGGAAUCCCUCUGUGUAUGUCUGUGUGUGAGUGUAAUAUGUGUGUGUGUAUGUGCAGGGUGGGGGGGAGGAAAAAAAACCCCUGGAGGGGGGAUGGGAUGCUGAAAAAAUGAGUCAGAGAAGAUCAUAGUCUUUAUUUAUGAGUGUAUAUGAGACUCUUGGAACAAAAAAAGGGUGAUUCCUCCAACAUUAAUGUCCUUCUUUUAUUUACAGCUUUCUCUUUAUUUAAAGAAAACAAGAAUCAAAGCUUUUCUAACAGAGAUAAAAUGAUGAAUCCCCCUGAUUACCCUUACAUAUGAUCCUGAACUGAAUCUUUUUCCCUUGUGCAGAAAAAAUAAAUAAUUAGACAUAUAAAAAACUUCAAUGUACCUUUAAUUUUGGAGGUCAGAUACAGUGUGCAUGACUAUUGUGUUAGUGACCCUAUGACCUCAGAGUAAAGGUUUACCCUCAUAUUUAAUUUGGAGUAUCUCUGUCAACUUAUUUAGAGAAAACACUGAAAAGUUUCCCUACAAUGCAAAAAAUAGAGCAAAUACACCCUAGAUUAAAAUAUAUAUAUAAAUUCAAAAUGUAUUUUAUCAAAUAUUACUUUCAACUGUCGGAGAUGAUCAGCUUAAACUUCAAACAAUCUUACUUUAGUAAUGGGUGUCAUUUGAAUUCAUCUAAUGAGAUUAAUUGACAGGGAGCUGCUACCAUGGCAACUGGCCACCUCAUACCCGUUUUUACCAAUGGGGAUUCCCUGUGUGCCUCGUGUGUGCCGUCUGCUCUGCAGGAUAGGAUGGGGUUAAAAGGAUGAGUCAGAGAAGAUCUUUUCCUGGAGAAAAUAUGAUGUCAAUCUAAUUUCUGCAAAGGCCCCCCCGAAACUGAAAAACAGAUCAUUUUUUAGGAUUUUGACAUUUGCUACAAAUAACAUCCGCGAUGUUAUCGCACUGAAAAAUACUGACUGUGUCGCUCAGUCUUGCAUUCAAGAGGCCGAAAAGAGCUCCAUUGUUCCCAACAAGUGCUUAUGAUUACAAAUGUGGGUGCUCAGCUUCUGUGGAAAUGGAUUUGGCUUUUUUUUUUUUAUGAAUGAACUUUAUGAGAUUAAUGUCAGCAGUAGAGAGCACUUGGCCUAAGGCUGGGAGGUUGUUGCAGAUGUAGAAUUGUGUUUGAUGUUAUUGUUCGUCUUAACUGCUGCUCGCAUGACUGACUGUCCCUCUGGAGUUAUUCAUUAUCUAUCUUUCUUUUAGCGAGUUAGUUUGUGUAUCUCUGUGUGUGGGAAGGGCAGGGGUGUGUUGUGUGUUUGUUUAUCCUUCCAUCUAUCUUCCGGUCUGUUUCCCCUUUCCUCCUACCUGCCUCCUUUCUCUGCCUCUCCAUCUGUCAGUCUUCCUGGAGAUUAUUUCCCUGUCUGCCUUGAUAGCUGCCUGGCUCCUCAGUGCCACCUGGCUCUUUAAAGUAAUGACUGCAGUGCUGUUACAUAACAAGCCCACCUACGAUAACUACACUUUAGACACGUUGUCUGUUUAGGUGUGUGUUUCUGUGCUAAAGAUGUGUACACUGUUCACUGUGUGGGUCUCAUCAACCUGUCUGUGAAUGUGUUUUUCCAGUAGGAAGCAAAGCUGGCAGGUUAACAUCCUACCAGCCGCCCCCUCCCACCUCCCCUGGGCUCAAACAGAUAGAAAUCCUACCUACUGCAGUGGGUUGUGUUGCUAGUUUCAUAUAUCUGAAAACAGUUUCCUCUGUUUUUGGAGUGAGUUCUCAAAAUGACAUAUCGGUUUUAGAGCCUGAUUAUAAUGAUGAAUAAAUGAUGUAUAAAUCUGCAGUGUAACUCAAGGUAAAAUAAAAGCACAAACAACAUAUAGAGAACUUUUUACAGAGAUUCACUCGAAGAAUCUACUGUUCCCUCAAGUUAUUAAACAUAAUCAGGAUGUGCUCAAAGCAGGCGUAAUGAAACAUCAAACCAUUAGAGAUGAGCGUCAGCGAACACUCAUAUUCCUCCCUCUCUCUCUCUCUCUCUCUCUCUGUCUGUCUUUAAGCCUCUCACUCACACCGGACCCAGACUCAAACACACGGCUAAUGCUUCCUGUUAGCCUUUAAUCAGCGCUCAGGUUUCAGGAAGACAGGAUGCAUUAGCAUUGAGAGGGGAAAGAUGGUCUACAUUAGAAGGCUGUUGAUAAACCUGUGGGCUGGAAACAACCACCACCAGCAGCAGCAGUAGCAGCUCCAGCAGCAGCAUCUCUCUAUUUUAAACAUAUUUUUGGAGGCAUUACACAGCAAACUCAUGACACAGUGGCAGAGAGUCAGACAGACAUGUGUGAAGUGGGGGUGGGCGGUAGAGCUUAAAAUUCAUUCCGCAUAAUUCCAGGAAAUCUGAUAAUAAUUGGCAGCAUUUAUAAGUGCAAACAAAAUGAAGGGCAUUUUCCAUUAAAGCAGCAGCGUAUUCGUCCACCUGCACCUGUAACUAGUGGAUCCAAAAACCUACCAGCCACUCAUUACUCUCAACGACCACUUUAUUUUAACCAACAGAGCUGAGUGAUGAGUAAUGAUAGACUUUUAGUAUUACAACUGAAUAGUAAAUCCACAAGUUCUUUACAAACAGAUAAAAAGUGUAUUUUAUUUAUUCUUGUUUCAAAGUAUUAGGCUCUGGUUAGUGCCUCUGUUUUUUUUGCCAACCAGCCUGAUUUAGCUGCUGCUAAACUGAGUCUGAGAGGAGAGUGAGUCAUUUUUUUUUAAACAGUAUCAGGAAAGUCAUCAUUGGCACAUUGGUUGUGAUCGUACCCUACCUAACCCCCCUCCCCCAUUGCUUUUUACCAUUUAAGGAGUUAUGUUCACUUCCUGCUGCUGAGAACAUUACAUUUCCUGAUGUGGCUGUGAAUUUGUUAGAUAUAUAAUGUGUCUAUUCAAUAACAAUGAAGGAGUAGAAAUAUUUACAGCCUACUUCUUGAAUUCAUCAUAGAGAUGAGCUUAUCUUUGCUUAAAACGUAUCCCUAGGCAGGCAGAACUGCGGUACGAGGGGUAUUAGUUCCUGUUGAAAUGGUUCAAGCCAUUUUAGCAAACAGCAUCAGUAAAAAGCCCCAGACAGACCCAAAGAAAGAGCGAGCACAACCAUUUCAUGUUAUUGUUUUGAGCUGACAUCAAACUUCAAGGGGAGGGGCACAAAUUUACUGCAUGACUUAUCUUCCACGCACUUCCACUGCAAACUUUAUCAUCAGCUUUGACACCAGAAAGAGGCAAACAUGCAAGUCCACCUGUCUCUGCUGUUAUUCCACAUACGCAUCAAAUUAAUACAUCACUGAUAGUGUGAUAUAACACUUUUCUGAAAGGUAAAGAAAUGUAUUCUGGUAAUAUUACGGAAAGUAUGAUAUUAUUUAUUAUUAUUCUGCUGAGGGAUGGGAACUGUUAAUGGAGUUUAAUCUAGUUCUACUGAGCAAUACUGUCCUUCUAAUUUUAAAAAUCACUUUAAAAAAACCUCUAAUGCAGUCCUUGAAUAUUUUUCAUAACAUUUAUUUUUCUCGAUCCCUCUGCUUGUAUUUGCGAAUGUGUGUAACCAUGUAACUGUGUAUUUGUCUGGGCAGGAAUGCAGGUCAGGAGCAUCUCUUGUGUUCGUUCGGCAAUGGGCCCAGAGGCUGCAUCGGAACUAAACUCACAGAUGUCUUCCUCAAGGUGACUGCAUCUCUUUUCUCAUAUCACUGCAUUUUCAAACAAGCCCUACGUAUACAUGUGCCAACUUUAUACUCAUUAGUGAUGUCUAUAUUUCCUGUAGUGCAGUUUUUUUAUAGAUAGAGGAAGACUGAGGGGUGUCAUGUUCAUAAUCUUUCUGAGCUUCAUUUAGUGAAUCAUCUUCGGCCGCAGAAACCUACUAUAAUGCUGUGAUUUGUGGUUUUUCAGCCUCAGCUCUGCGUUUUUCAUUUCGGUUUCGGUGUCACAGGGUUAGGAGGGGAGUCAUCAGGACUUAGCAAAGUGCUGAUGGAAAAUUUACUACCAAAGUGUUUACUCUCCUUCAGGGAGGGGAGAGAGGAUGCAACUGUGCUGAUGGAGGAUAAAACGAGCAAUAUCACUGCUGUGGGAGAGAGAGAGAGAGAGAGAGAGAGAGAAAGCCGGUUAGGUUUUCAGAAAACUCCAAGUGUAGCAUUUAAAAGACAGAUUUUCUGCCCAAGUUAUGGUAUCAUACUAUAUCUUUUAAUAUUUGACCAUACAACCCUUCAUUUAUAUACAUCUCUUAAUAUUAUAAAGUUUCUCUUUUCAAGCAGAACUUACUGUUUUGGUCACAGCUGAACACCUCUGAUACUGGGAUCAUGAAUUUGUGCUUCUAGAAGAUAAUGCUCCUGUAGUUAUGAAUGAAUCCUAUAAUAUGACUUAUGAACAAAGAACAGCAUCAAUAUGAGUUUUAAGUUGGCCACCAAAUUGGGAUGUUUGGGUCAACGCCAUCAGAGACCAGAGAGACAAUGAUAAAGUCUGCCUCUCCCAAAAUCAAUUCUUAUCUUCAUUGGCUCCCCCACAGCGGCCUUGAAAAGCUGUUAUGUCUCUUCCUGAUGCUCGGCUCUAUCCUCCCCAACCCCCCCUCCUCCUCUGGUGAACUUUGUUUCUGGAUCAGAACUCUCCAAGGCCGUCUCCUGAUAUCAGACAGCUAGGACAUAUGAGAGGGGCUGAGAUGGCGACAAUGCCACAGGCUUACACAAACACAUACAUGAAGAAUAAUCACACACAUCACAUGCUUAUGUGCUGAGGUGUUUUUUACUGAUCCCACACUGUGCCCUUCUAUGGGAGCAGGGUCUGGAGUUGCCUUUUUUUGCCCUCUGCCUCCCUCAUGUUCUCCUUUUUUCUCAUCUAAGAAAAAGGAGCGCCGGUCUGCUUUGACCCAACAGCUCUCCUGUUCCUGUCCCCCCGUAUGUGUCUGUCUACUGUAUGUUUCUUGGAAGGGAUGGACUGUAAAUUGGGAAUUUCCCCUUGUGGGACUAAUAAAGGAGUAUCUUAUCUUAUCUUAUCUUAAGUUUCAAAUCCUGUUAAUUCAACAAAAGACCAACAAUGACAGACAGGGAGAGACGAACCAAUCAGUCUUUUAGGAGGGAAAUGCUCGUGGAUAUGAUGAAACGCUUCGCUGUGUCUUCGUACAUAUGUUAAAUAGAGAUCUCACACAGGGCGCCAAAGAGCCCAGGUACAGACUGUCCUGUUUAAAGCACCUAUCAGUCUCCACGGCACUGCUCACCAUAGCAAACUUUUCCUACACACUCCAGAGACACAAAGACUAACAGGCGCACGUGCAUGCAAGGCCUGCGGGAGGCAGCAGAAAGAGACAGGUGUGUUACAGGUGUGAUAACAGGAAGGAGAUAGAAGGUUUAUUUCCCUUGUGAAGAUGUUCCCUCUGAGAACAGCUGUGUGUGUGUGUGGGUGCCAUGUGAGCUCUGACACAGGAGAAUUCGGGGAUGACACCGUCUUAAAAACAAACACUGAGACGGUGGAUUUCAGAGGUUUUUAUUGGAAACUUUUGCAACUGGCUGCCAACUUUUAGACAACCUUCGUGUAACACCUCUCUUUCUCACACAGAACAAAUACAGUUUACAAUACUGACAGAGAAGGCUUUCAAAGUUUUAAAAGUUAGAUGAACAAAAAAAAGAAAUGGAUCCCUGGCUUAGGUGGACUCUAAAAAGGACAAAAGUGGAAGGUAAGGGAAACCCUUGCCACUCAGUUCUCAGGACUUGUAAUAACAAUCUGAGCCUGUCAGCGGUGUAGUAAAGCACUUGUAGUGGACUCAGUUUGACGAUGCAUAAUUGCUCGGUCGAACUACAUUUUAGCUCGUUUCACAGCUGCCAGCUGCUCCGCUCUCCUUCAACCCUGGACCAAUUUCAGAAACCGUUCUCCCCAUCAGUCACGCGCUGGGAAAAUAAGGCCCAGGUUGAAAAAUAUUGAAGCUCCCCUUUAAUUUGUACCCCACAGCUGGAAUGCCCACUGAUUCUGUCACCUUAUUUUUAGUCACCCAGUUUAGGUUAUGAAUAAAACAGGCUGAAAAUAUUUUGCUUUUACUUUUUUAAAGGAAAAUUUGGCUGUUUGCUGAUUCUUGUGAUUCCUGGAUCCCUUAAUCCAGGGCCAGCUUUUGCAAGAGUGAAGACUUACUCAGCGGAUGUGCUCCGAUUGGCUGUUUUUUCCUCAGUCUUUACUCUCAUCAAUUGUCAGGUUAUGCUCCCCUGUCAUCUUAUUUCUUCUAAUAUUGCUGUGUCAACUGCUCAGUGUUGUUUUUUCUCGAUGGACAUGACAGGAAAUAAUGGAUGAUGGAGCAGAGGGAAGGAAGCAGAUUGUGCUUGUCAGCCAAUGGGAAGCUUAUCUCAGCAGUUCGUAUCCGUUGAGUCAGACAAACAGAUAAAAUGGGUUAUUUAACAGCUAGUAAUCGCAAGUAAUCACUAUGAGCAAAAGACGAUAAAAACAGGCACCACAAGUGGUCCCUAAAAGUGAAGCAUAAAGGUCUAGAGUUCUCCUUCUGGACUGGCUCCAGCACAGAUCCAUCUAUAUAGUUAAAAUACACGUCUCUAUAGUUAGUUAUAGUGCUAAUUGAUGUGCAAGUGUUCAUCGCUAAAGAAGUUCAUUUUAACUGCAGGUUAAAGUCACAGUUUUGCAUUUUUCCAAUUCUUAACUUAUUUUCAGGUAUUUAUAUUCAAGAAUCAUUUUAGUUUUACACGACUCUGAAUAAGUUUUCUCUGAUCUUGAUAAAAAAUAAAUAGAAUUACUUUCAAAAACUUGGACAGGGUACCGAUCCACUCAAAAAAGAGCUUCAACAGUGUUGACGAAAGACUGAUAAAACGUGAAAAACACCAACUAUACCAAAAUAAAACUACUUCAGUAUAAAAAAAAAAUGGUUGUUUGAAUCAGAUGCUGGGUUUUUUUUGUGGUACAUAUGUGUCAUCCGGGUCAUCUGUGGAUUAAAUUUUCAUUUUCACUGACACAGGCCGGUCACCUGUCAACUAAUAACAGUGUUCGAGUUCUUGAGCUCUUGUCCAGUUUUUUCCUCUCCUGCAUUAAGACUUUCAACAAACCCAGCACUCAGAAACCUGCACAGCCUCCAUCUCUUUGUUCAUUUUCUAACAAUGAUGCAUUGAACCACCCUUUUCGUUGUAACCUGACCUCCUACAGCCGAGCUACUUGGCUGUUUAAGAUGUAUCUGGUUUGCUCUCAGUAGACUGACCACUCGUGCAUACCACCACAUGCACACACACGCACACACACACACACAAGGGCGUGACCAGGGUAAAAAGUAGACCGCGGGGAUCUGGGUCAGAGAUGUGACUCAUCGCCUUCUUGCUUCCUCCUUCCCCUUUUUCCCUUCCUCCCACCCCCUUCAUUAUCAUCCUUCCUCCAUUUCCUUCUGUCCCCCCUUCCUCUGUCAGGUUCAUUCAUCCACCCCCUCCCACUCUAUCAUGAGAAUCUUCAUUCAUAAAAUGGGGGAAGGCGGAGCAACUGGCUGUCACUAGUGGGUCGGAUUGGUCGAAUCUGUGGCAAGAUUGUCAGCCAAUGGCAGUGGCUAAUGCGAUCUCACCAGGCAUGAUGCUCUGAGUGUAGUUAGUAUGUGAAGUAAAAUGGAUCGGAGUCUCAUUUGUCUCCUGUCUUGUUGUCGAGGUUAUAGUGAGAAAAAGCCUGAGCAGGAAGCAGAGUGAUAUGAGCGGGUGACGAUGUGCUGAAAACUGAGAAUGGUGCAUGUUUGUUAUUGAGCUUUCCUAUAUGUGGAAACAUGCACAAAUAUUUUUUAAUGUUUUUGAUUAAAGUCUUUUUCUUCUUAAAGGUGUUGUGUUGCAUCUCUAUUUUCAAACCUGAAACAAAAUUCCAAUCAACAUGGAGAUUAUUUAGGGAGGCUGCAGCUUUACAAGUGCGAGUCAUAUUCAGUGUUUGCAAAGUCUCUCUUCUGCCAAGAGCGAUCCUGUGGAACAUUUUGUUUUUGCAAACUAUGAAGUGAUCAUCUGCCCUGCCCCCAACCCUAUAACUAUAUUUAGUCUGUUAUGCAGAGAGAGUGGUGCAAAGGCUCAGAGAUACCAUGGACAGUGUGUUUGCUAAACAGUUCCUUCCUUUUUUCCUACCAGGAAGCCUGUAUGUACCUGCUAAAGCACUACAACUGGUGUUUGGAUCCUCCAUCACAAGACCUGGAGUAUAAAUGGCUGCCUGUGUCUCGCCCCAUCAACACCCCAACCGUCUCCUUCAGCCGACUGGAUCAGAGCAAAUCUGACAGGAGCCACAGCAGCUAGAGAUGCACAGUAUGCUUAGUGACGCACCUGCUAAUAAGGUAGAGGAGAAAACAAAAAACAACAUAGUAUGCAAACUGAAAUCUGCAGCUGAAAACAUGGUGCCUCUCUAGAAUGUGCAGAAAAAGCUGAAAAAUAUGUGGAGACACAAAGGGAAGCCAGCAAACUGUGAGGCUUCCCCCCGCUGUGUUUAAUACAGUAAUCGUUGAGGGAGGGGAAGCCAAGAAGUGCGGGUUUCUCUGUGUUCCACUGCCAGAUACUCUGCAGCUUCGCUUGAUGAAUCUGCAACAGAGGAAAAACCGGUAUGACUCAUUCUUCCAGUGUUCAAUCUGACACUUAAAGCAGCUUUUGUGGUCUGUAUUUAAGUGAGCCAUUUAUUCCACUCCAAAAUAGAUUAACAGCAAAACUUCCUCAAUGAUCCAGUCAUAAGACACCAGAUUUUAGUUGACCUUCAUUAUUGCUAUCUGUGUUUUGGUAUUUGUUGUAAACAGAACUUGAAACGACCUUUAAAAAGGCAGCUCCUAUGUUGUAGAGAUUAAGGUUUUCCAAACACUGUGGGAUCACGAUUCAAACGAAAUAACUCUGUGGAGACACACGUGCACGCAGCAUGCAGAGGUAAACCCUCAGAUUUCAUCACUCGCCAAACCUGUGCCCCACCCCCACCACCACCUAGCAACCACAACUGCUUAGCAACGGUUCAUCAUCCAGACACUGACUUGCUUUCUUUUCGUAUGCAAGUCUCACACAUGCAGGACAAACAAACACACACACACACACAACCUGGUAAUUUCUGACAGCAGGUGGCAAUGACACAUGCACCGCUGAAUCACAUGCUAGCAAUAAUAGGGCAUCUUAGAGCUCAUGCCAAUAUCUUGAAUAACCUUAGGGGGAUUAAUCAUUUUUAGAAAACAUGAAUCAUAAACAGAUCUCAUUUUUAGUCAUGAAUUUAUGCCACAGUGAUUGAUUUUAGUGUACACUUAUUUAUUGAUAAUCAAAGGUAAAUCAUAUUCAGUAUGUUGUUUUAUAUUUUGUGUACUGUGCUUUUGUCUUUUGUUCACGUUUAAGUGUUGUUUUCUUAAUGUCAGAUGUUAAAUGUUAGAGCCAGAGUCUUACUUUCUUUUAAUGGAGUCCAACGUACACCACUGCUGGAAACUGUUAACCGUUAUGUUGUGUGUCUGACAACAUUUCCUGUGUGUUAUGUUUUAGUAAAAACAAAAGUGACAUUUGGAUUCGCUGUAGUUGCUUUUGUUCACAUUUAGAAGUAAGUGACGCCCUUUUCCGAGUGAAUUGGUGACAGCUAUUAACAUACUGUAGACAAAAGGUUGGAUGAUUCAAGGACCCCAAAAAAUUAAGAAAUAAAAACUCUGACAUAUUUUUACACCACUUUUCUCUCAUUUUUGCCUUUUGCUCUUUUUUAUGAAUUAAAACACUGUUAUCUUAUUUAAAGCUAUCUUACUGCUUUUUAAGAAAAAAAACUGUCCUCUCUCUUUAAAUUCUUGAAUAAUACAUGCUAUUUUAUUCAAAGCAAGAAUUAAACUGUCCAAUUUAAAAUAUAUUUAUUCUAUAAUGUAGUAAAACUCAAUUCAAGUCUUUUUACCUUUAUUGUUAAGGACGGUUUUGGUGAGGAGGAGGCACUGAGUCACAGAAAUGCAUCUUUUAUACACCGUCCGUUAUAUUACCCAGCAGCAAACAUAUGGGCAGUCUGAAUGUAUUCUGUGAAUGAAGAAGCCUGGAGGGUUGAACACUCAAACAUGUUAAUAAUGCUGUCUGCUCUCCGCAUAAUCAGCUAUAGGCAUGUGUCUCAGAAAGAUGCUUUUGUCCUGCAGAGCCGCUCACACACACAAACACACACACACACAAACACACACACACUCCAAUUCUUCCUCUCAUUCACACUAAAUUAAGACGCAGACAUGCAUUUUUCUCACUUACUCAUUCCAUGUCUGUUUCUCGCUCACACUCGCACAUACAGAGAUCUCACUUCACACAGACUGAGGCAGAAAACGGGGUUCUUGGGAACAGAGUGAGUCAUUGCUCUCCCAGCACUUUUCUCUUACAGUGAAUCCUCUAAUAUUUAAUUUAUUUGGGCGUCUACUAUGUCAGUUGAUCCUUAAAACUUAAAUAACUGAGUAAAUGUUUGUCCUGGUGCAUUUUUAUAUUCAAAAAUAUACCGUAAAGUAGCUCCACUACGUCUAGAGUCACCUGAUAACUGCUCAGUCUAAGACAUAAAGAAAUCCUGAGUCCAUUUAAAACAGGAAAUUGAGCAUUUUUCAUAACUUAGCAUGUUUGCAUUAUAACCUAAAUGAAUGUAUUGUACCUGGACUGAUUAAAUUAGAGCACAAUGUCUGCUCUAGAGAAUUGUGGGUCAUCUGAUGAACAGAUCAGCAUUUUAUGUGGAAUUUUUGGUUGAAUUCAAGGACAAACCAGCCAUCUGUGCGCCCCUUCACAUUUUAUAACGUGAUUCAAUCAGCUGACUGUGUAUCCCUUAAACAAAGGUCUAGUGAAUUUGCUCCUUUGCUUGUAAUGUUCUUGAAUUCUAAGAAUUUGAUGUGCAAAAUAUGGAUAUUUUCCCACACCUGGAUGUAAAGAGCCACUUCAUACCUGUAAAUAAGAAUCGAGUAGGAGUUUAAAUGUUCAUUAAAUGCACAUGACUCUUAACUCAGUAUAAUCUACCAUCAUGCACAUGUGGCUUUAGUUUGUAGGUGGUCACAAUAGACAGAAGCACAGAAUAACAACACAAUUCCAAUAAAUGAAAUUUAAGAUGUGUAAGUAUAGAGUAAUGCUGCUGGAACAGAUAACAUGGAGUACAGAAGCAUGUUGCAUUCACACAAUUUUAAUGUUUUUCUGUUCUGUUCUUCGGACAGUUUUUUUUUCUGUUUUUCAUAGUAUUUUUUUUUGUAGACUUUUUUUUUGUUUGUUUUGUUUUGUUUUUCAAACUAAUUGUUUUUCCUAUCCUCUGGGAUCAUGAUCAUAUAAAAACAGACGAUUUCA
Xyrichtys novacula (pearly razorfish) is the source of this 21390-nucleotide messenger RNA. The record is from the annotation of a GenBank genome assembly. Lineage: Eukaryota; Metazoa; Chordata; Actinopteri; Labriformes; Labridae.